Molecule: messenger RNA, 3809 nt
Organism: Vespa crabro (European hornet)
Lineage: Eukaryota; Metazoa; Arthropoda; Insecta; Hymenoptera; Vespidae
Product: endochitinase
Exons: 10
Coding region: 2135-3691 (518 amino acids)
Biological process (GO): carbohydrate metabolic process; chitin catabolic process
Cellular component (GO): extracellular region
Molecular function (GO): chitin binding; chitinase activity
Source: RefSeq, a predicted model, not a curated record
UUCCUUCCUUCCUUCCUUCCUUUCUUCCUUCCUUCCUCUCUUUCUUCCUUUUUUCCUUCCUUCCUUCCUUCCUUUUUUUCUUCGUUUUACGAUCGAUUGAAAAACAUUCUCCUCUCCAAAAAUAUUCCUAUCGUCGAGGCCAAUGUGCUCGGAGCCGGUCUAGCGAGCGAAUCAAAAAAUGCAUCGAAGAAUGCUGCAUGAUAUUGUAUGCAAAUCGAUAGACUAGCUUGUAGGCGCAUCAUUGAAGCGAAACAUUCGACAUAUGCGAGUAAAUCGUUCGUCACCUCGUUAAAAAUAAAAUCGUUUGAAUUUGAUGAGAUAUAAUACGAAAUUUGAAAGUGUCAUUCCAAGCAUCGUCGCACAAAUUUUUUUCAAAUCUAGCUUCGGGUCUCAACUGCAAAUCGAGGUUUACGAGAUGUCGCGGGUAGGGGUGUCGAGGGGGCUGUUGGGAGAGAUAUAUAGGGAGAGAGAAAGAAUGAGAAAAGAAGAGAAUUUCUACCAGCGCGUUGUUCUAUCGACGUGCUACACUCCCAUAUUUUCUGCCUCUUUUUUCCUUUUCUCUCUUUGUCUUCCGUUCGAACGAAGGUCAGAUUUAAGCUAAGAGAGGGUGUGCCUCCCUGACAAAUUUUUGACACUUAACAAACUCAUCGCAUUUAGUUUCAUACUCGGUUAGAUAAAAGGAAACAGAAUCGUUUCAUUGAAGUUUAUCGACUGCGUAUUGUCUUGUUCUUUUUGUACUCUACGUAGAAUGAGCACAAACAGAACUCGAACGAACCGAUGCAUCGCGCAUUUUAAUUCGCACAAAGUGCACAGAUGGAAAUCAAUGUAUGCUUUGACAAAAAGAAGAUAGACAGAGAAAAGACAUUCCUUCUUCGGUAAUCACAUCGCUGCGCCGCGGCUACCGUGAUGUUCGUCAACCACGCGGAUUAUUAUUGUCCCUACGAACAACAAAGCCAAGGACGGUCUUUGAUCUUCCUUUUUCUCAACAACGAGCUCCCUUUGUUCGCGGUCGGUGUCUUCGCGAAGCAAUUUGUUUUUUCCUUUUUCUUACAAAAGAAGAGUUCUCUUUUCGUAAAAAAAAGUACAUAUACUUAAAUAUUUACAUUAUAAAAUAAUUCGAAAUGCAGUCUCGAGAGAGCAGACAUAUUAAUGUCAUCGUUUUUUCAACGAAAUUUAUCGUUGGAAAAGGAACGGGAAAAAAUUUCAAGUACCUUCGUCACAUUGUGAGUGAUUUACUCGGUUACGUUCUUCGCAAGUAUGCUUUUUGAACGCGUUUCAAAGUCCUUUCUCGUCGAUUACCUGCGCAUCGAUUUGGCUUGGACUCGUCUUCGUUCGUAAGAGGUAUAAAAAAGAUAAAGAAAAAAAAAGAGAACGAGAGAGAUAAUACGGGCAAGUCUACAAAGACGAUGGUGAUUCACAAUGAUGAUUCUCGGUGAUAUACCGCGAACAAUUUACCGAUAUUCAUUUUUUUCGUACAAAACAAUGAUUUUACUAUUCGAAUUGAUUGGGGGAGAAAAGAAAAAAGCAAUCGGAAUUAUCGUUCGAUGCCGUUUGAAGCUCGUAUUGAGUUAUGAGAUUCCUCGUUAGUUUCCUUUCGCAUUCCUCCUCGGAGAUUAGAUGUUACGGUAAAUUCUAGGAUUCUGAGCUGAGAGAACUCAUCGAUCGUCACCUAUCUUCACAUAUGUAUAUAUAUAUAUAUGUAUGUACCCUACCGGGUAAACCGGUCGGUCAUUUUAGAUCGUUCCCGCCGUUUGCCGUGGCAGUCGGAUAGAUAACUUGCCCCCGCUGGAUUUUUUUUGUCUUCCAAAUUAAACCAACCAAUCGCAUGUAGUCGAGGAAGAUUCACCAUUCGCGAGAUCCAGAGAGGCGCGUCGAUCAUCGUUCGAGAAGGACGUUCCUGUCAUCGGCUUAAAGCAGAUUUGAAUCGAUUGUCGAGAUUGAGUGCUCAUAAGUGUUUCGUUGCUUUAUUUAAAUACAUUUUAAUCUAGAUUCUCGACAAUGCGUAAGAUUAAAUCAUGAUGUGCUCGCUCAUAAUUCGUUCUUCGAAAUUUCCAUAAACUCUUAAUCUAUUAUAUUUUCACAGAUAGAUAAGAAGCAAGUGGAACAUUAACUAAACCACACUACGUCUUUGAGAAUGACGCCCUCGACGAUGAAACUCUUAUUUUUCCUUUCCGUUUUUACAGUCUGCUUGGUCUACGCAUCUGCGGAUACGAACGCCAGAGUUGUUUGUUACUUCAGCAACUGGGCGAUAUAUCGACCUGGCGUUGGAAGUUACGGCAUCGACGACAUCCCAGGGGAAUUAUGCACACACGUGAUCUAUUCCUUCAUUGGUGUGAGCAAUGUUACCUGGGAGGUACUUGUCUUGGACGAGAAGCUCGACGUUCAGAAGGGUGGCUUCAAAAAUUUCACCCAACUCAGACAGAAGUAUCCUCAUCUGAAAACUGAAGUUGCGCUCGGCGGUUGGGGUGAAGGUGGCAAGAAAUAUAGCAACCUCGUUACGGUGAAACAACGCAGAGAUACCUUUAUAAAGAGUGUCGUUGAUUUCAUGUACAAAUACGAGUUCGACGGUUUUGAUCUCGACUGGGAAUACCCUAGUGCUACGGACAGGGGUGGCAAAUUCUCCGAUAAGGACAAUUUCUUCUACUUCGUUGAGGAACUUAAACGUGCUUUCGAUAAAGAAGGAAAAGGAUGGGAGAUCACAAUGGCCGUACCUAUGGCCAAGUUCCGUCUCGACGAAGGUUAUCACGUUCCAGAAUUUUGCAAGUACCUCGACGCGAUACAUGUUAUGUCUUACGAUCUUCGUGGAAACUGGGCUGGAUUUGCUGAUGUCCAUAGUCCCCUUUACAAGAGACCGCACGACAGUUAUGCGUAUGAAAAACUCAAUGUGCACGACGGUCUUUUGCUUUGGGAGGACAAAGGAUGCCCAGCGAACAAAUUGGUCGUAGGUGUGCCUUUGUACGGUCGUACAUUCACACUUUCGCGUGGCAACACGAAUUACAAUCCAGGAACCUAUAUAAACAAGGAAGCAGGUGGUGGUGAUCCUGGCCCGUACACACAAGCUAGAGGAUUCUUAGCAUAUUACGAGAUUUGCACGGAAGUAAAUAAUCCAAAAUCAGGAUGGACAAAGAAAUACGACUCCAUUGGAAAGGUACCUUACGCUUACAAGGAAACACAGUGGGUUGGUUAUGAGGAUGCCGACAGUGUUAAGAUAAAGAUGGACUUUAUUAGGGAAAACAGCUAUGCCGGUGCUAUGGUUUGGGCAAUAGAUAUGGACGAUUUCACUGGUCUCUGCGGAGAAAAGAAUCCUCUCAUGAAAGUAAUUCACGAUGGCAUGAAGGGAUAUAAGGUCCCUAAGAAAGAGCAUCACUCUACGCCUACCCCUGAUUGGGCAAGACCACCAAGCACGACGAGUUCCACGGGAGGUUACAGCACGAGGGACACUGAAGAAACAACUCGCCCAACUGUGCCAAUAAAUCCAGGCUCCUCUUCUAAACCACCAAUCGAUGAUAAUGAAAAUGUUGUUUGCAAAAGCGAAGAAUACAUUCCUUCGAAAAAUUGUGCUAUGUACUAUCGAUGCGUCUUCGGAAUUCCGCAAAGGCUUCAAUGUCAACAUGGUUUAGUCUUCCACACUAGCAUGCAUGUUUGCGUCUGGUCUCAAAACGCCGACCGCGAAGAGUGCAGAACUCAAUAAAUGAAUCAAUGAUAUUUUAGUAUAGAAUAUAAGAAGAAAUUACACUCUUUUGUAUAAAGGGGCUGGGAGAAGGGAGGAAAAAAGAAAUACCUAUCGAAUAAUAAAAUUUUUACGCGUA